AUGGCUUCGUCUUUAACCAUCACUGGGGUGGAGGGUCGUCAGAUCACAGUUCCCACGGGUCUGUUUAUUCACAAUGAAUUUAUUAUAUCCUCUGAUGAGCGAAAGCUCUCUGUGGAAAAUCCGACCACUGGCGAAAUACUCGGCUUUAUCUCUGCAGCGGGCAAAGAGGAUAUCAACAAAGCGGUCGAGUCUGCUAAGCACGGCUUUAAGACAUGGCGGGAUUUUCCUGGAUCUUCAAAAGCUCGACUUUUACUCAAGCUUGCGGAUUUGAUUGAACGGGACGCUCAAGAGCUUGCAUCACUGGAAGCCGUUGAUGCCGGCUUAUUGUAUGCGGAUUCAAUGGGACUCAACAUUCCUCAGGCUGUGGGCUGUCUCAGAUAUUAUGCAGGGUGGGCUGACAAGGUAGACGGAAAGACUCUUGCCAUGGAUGGUGGUAUUGCCUACACUUAUCGCGAGCCCUUGGGCGUGUGCGGUGCAAUCGUUCCUUGGAACUCCCCUCUCAUGAUUACUAUUUGGAAGCUCGCCCCUGCUUUAGCAACUGGGAAUGUUCUCAUUAUCAAAUCAUCAGAGCUAUCACCCCUUUACGGUCAGCGACUGGGAGAGCUGGUAAAAGAGGCCGGUAUCCCAGCUGGUGUCGUGAAUAUUGUGCCUGGAGAAGGUUCUAGCGCUGGCCAGGCACUUGCUGAGCAUAUGGAAGUGCGCAAAAUUGCUUUCACAGGGAGCGCAGUGGCAGGACGCAAGAUCCUCCAAGCCGCCUCCCGCACAAACUUGAAGAAGGUGAGUUUAGAGCUAGGUGGGAAGGGACCAUCGAUUGUUUUCGAUGACUGCGACCUCAGUAAUGCACUACUCUGGACGCGUGUUGGUAUUACAGCAAAUAAUGGCCAGAUUUGUGCGGCUGGGUCGCGAAUCUACGUCCAAGCCUCCAUUUAUGACCGAUUCCUAGAGGCUUACAAGGAAGCUGCGGUGGCAGCCCUGGCUGUGGCAGGAGACCCUCUGGAUGCAUCUACCACCAAGGGUCCGAUUGUCAAUCGUGCACAACAUGAGAAAAUCUUGGACUACAUUCGCCAAGGAAAAGAGUCUGGGGCGAGGUUACUGUUUGGAGGCGAAAAAAUUGGUCAGCGGGGAUAUUUUGUGCAGGACACGGCCUUUGCAGAUGUUUCUGAUGAUGCCACUAUUAUGUGCGAAGAAAUAUUUGGCCCUGUUGCCAGUAUUGCCAAAUUUACCACCGAAGAGGAGGUCAUUUCGAAGGCCAAUAACACUCACCAUGGUCUAAGUGCCGCAAUAUUCACCAAUGACAUCAAUCGCGCUCAUCGUAUGUCCAAGGAACUCGAGUCAGGCCAGGUGACUGUGAAUGCUUGGGCCAUGCUAAGCCCAAAUGUCCCAUUCGGUGGUGUUAAGGAGAGUGGAUUUGGGCGAGACAUGGGCGAAGAGGCGUUGGAGGGAUGGACAACCGUCAAGGCUGUGAAAUAUCAUAUCCUUCCACGCCUUUAA
Molecule: messenger RNA, 1491 nt
Organism: Penicillium lagena
Lineage: Eukaryota; Fungi; Ascomycota; Eurotiomycetes; Eurotiales; Aspergillaceae
Product: putative aldehyde dehydrogenase
Exons: 4
Coding region: 1-1491 (496 amino acids)
Molecular function (GO): aldehyde dehydrogenase (NAD+) activity
Source: RefSeq, a predicted model, not a curated record